Molecule: messenger RNA, 16431 nt
Organism: Coregonus sp. 'balchen'
Lineage: Eukaryota; Metazoa; Chordata; Actinopteri; Salmoniformes; Salmonidae
Source: the annotation of a GenBank genome assembly
AUGGGCUCUGCCCAACCUACCCUGAAUGACGGGUUGCCACUGGCCACCAUCAACAGGAAAAGGUUGUGUGAGGUAUAAAGUAAAUAACAAUGUUGAUAUCAUUAGUUCAUUGAUUUGUCAGGCCCAUGCCAUACCAAUUACUCUGAACAUUGAACCAUCACAUGUGAUAUUGUAACCCUGGGACCUGUGAUAGAGACAUUGUCUAAAGCUUACACAGUCAUUCUUGUCCUAAGAAAAUCACUGGUGUUCAAGAAACAGGUUAUAUAUAAUUUACAUAAGUAAUGUGCAACUAGGUUUCCUUGAAUAUGGUUUCCAAAAUAAGAUUGCCAGAACUUUACUGAAGAGCAAGUGCAUUACUGUAUUGUAAUUAUUUUUACAGAAUACAUUAUUCACCUAUGACUAGUGGCUGCAAACAAAGUAGCACUGUUAUGACUGAACAUUUGUAGCAGUAUAGCAACAACUUCAGUACAGUUAUCGUUGUUUAAUUGGUUCAGGGUAGUACUGCCCCCAUGGUGCAUCGGUGAGAAUGCAAUGAAGUCAAAAGUAUAGGGUUCCAGUAUUGGAUAUUAAUUACACAGAUAAAACAGAAACACAGGGGCACAUGAGGGGUUUGAAUGGAGGGGUUGGAGUGGAGGCUUAGUAGUUGGAGUUUCAAGUGCUGUAGGAUGGUUGUGGUAGGUAGGAAGGUUUGCGGUUUCUGGAAGGGACAUAAAAGCGUAUAUUAGGAUACAUAUAAUAUAAAAAGUACAUGAAUGAUAAAGUAGUGUUGAAUAUAGUGACUAAUAUGUAGGGAGAGUGUCAGAACUGAGCAGAACUGUAAAAUAGUGGACCCAAAGUGGUCAAUGUGGGAAUGAAGAGGAUCCUAACUUGUAGGGGAAAAAAGCCCUCUGGACUACCAACGACAUUGAGCCUAAUGUUCAAUGAAAAGAGCAUUGUAUUGUAUUUGCAGAGAGUCUGAACUAUUUCUAUUCUAGGUUUGAUAGUCUGGACUUUAGAACUGAGAAGGAUGAGCUGCUGUCUGAACUCAUCAUUAGCACAAUAGGAAAAUUUAUUUGAUAAUAGAGGAGAUGUUGUUGCAUUAGAGGGGCAAUAAGCAGUUGCUACAUCCAUUUGACUUGUCCAUUUAUUCUUUUUUUAUUUAACCUAUAUUUUAACAGGGAAGACACACUGAGACCUAGGUCUCUUUCCCAAAUGCGCCCUGUAUAUACAACAUAAAUAUACACACUAUACCCAAAUUAUCUAUCUAUCUAUCUACAGUGCAUUCGGAAAGUAUUCAGACCCCUUCACUUUUUCCACAUUUGGUUACGUUACAGCCUUAUUCUAAAAUUGAUUAAAUAGUUUUUUUCCCCUCAUGAAUCUACACACAAUACCCUGUAAUGACAAAGCAACAUUUUCUUUGAAUGUUUUGCAAAUGUAUAAAAAAUAAAGUACUGAAAUAUCACAUUUACGUAAGUAUUCAGACCCUUUACUCAGUACUUUGUUGAAGCACCUUUGGCAGCGAUUACAGCCUCGGGUCUUCUUGGGUAUGACGCUAAAAGCUUGGCACACCUGUAUUUGGGGAGUUUCUCCCAUUCUUCUCUGCAGAUCCUCUCAAGCUCUGUCAGGUUGGAUGGGGAGCGUCGCUGCACAGCUAUUUUCAGGUCUCUCCAGAGAUGUUCGAUCGGGUUCAAGUCCGGGCACUAGCUGGGCCACUCCAGGACAUUCAGAGACUUGUCCCGAAGCCACUCCUGCGUUGUCUUGGCUGUGUGCUUAGGGUCGUUGUCCUGUUGGAAUGUGAACCUUCGCCCCAGCCUGAGGUCCUGAGCGAUCUGGAGCAGAUUUUCAUCAAGGAUCUCUCUGUACUUUGCUCCGUUCAUCUUUCCCUCGAUCCUGACUAGUCUCCCAGUCCCUGCCACUGAAAAACAUCCCCACAGCAUGAUGCUGCCACCACCAUGCUUACCCGUAGGGAUGGUGCCAGGUUUCCUCCAGACGUGACACUUGGCAAUCGGGCCAAACUGUUCAAUCUUAGUUUCAUCAGACCAGAUAAACUUGUUUCUCAUGGUCUGAGAGGUGCCUUUUGGCAAACUCCAAGCGGGCUGUCAUGUGCCUUUUACUGAGGAGUGGCUUCUGUCUGGCCACUCUAGCAUAAAGAUCUGAUUGGUGGAGUGCUGCAGGGAUGGUUGUCCUUCUGGAAGGUUCUCCCAUCUCCACAGAGGAAGUCUGGAGCUCUGUCAGAGUGACCAUCCUCCCUGACCAAGGCCCUUCUCCCCUGAUUGCUCAGUUUGGCUGGGCGGCCAGCUCUAGGAAGAGUUAUAGUGGUUCCAAACUUCUUCCAUUUAAGAAUGAUGGAGGCCACUGUGUUGUUAGAAAUUGCGUAAUUCAAAUCUGGUAUUGGAAUAAGAAUCAAGAGAUCUUCAAUCCAAGCUUAAUUUAUUAUAUGCAAAAUGUAUGUAUGAUAAGUAUGAAGGUUCGUAUAUACGGGUCCGCUGAGAUACCACGCAGGGCACUCAGAGAACUAAACCAUUGUUUACAGGUUAUUUCUCAAAUACUCUGACAGAGAGUUCCCACCUCUUCUGUUGGCCAAUCAGAGUAAAGGACUGAGUGUGGUUUAGACUUUACUCAGCCAAUCCGUUGGCGCACGGGUUGGUCCCAACCCCUCGGCUCUCCACCCCUUGGCGCUCCACCGUUCCCAGGCAUAAGUUGCUAUCAUAAUAACCUGUAGAGUCAGCACCCAAAAGACUGUACAUUCCUACAUCCAGGGACGGUUUCACAGACAACAAAGAGACAGUGUUCGUAUCUGUAAGAAAUACAAGUCUUAUCUGUCCUUCCCCUAAUGUUCCACACAUGAAUCACAGCCUGUUAUGUGAAACAAUUUAUAUCAGUAUAGUACAAACCUAUGCUCCUCAUUAAUGCAUUCCUUCUAAGCUAUUCAUCACUUCAAUCCAAUUAUUAGAAAACAAAUCCCAACAGUGUCCUUGGGGACCUUCAAUGCUGCAGAAAUUUUUUGGUACCCUUCCCCAGAUCUGUGCCUUGACACAAUCCUGUCUCUGAGCUCUACAGACAAUUCCUUCAACCUCAUGGCUUGGUUUUUGCUCUGACAUGCACUGUCAACUGUGGGACCUUAUAUAGAAAGGUGUGUGCCUUUUCAAAUCAUGUCCAAUCAUUUGAAUUUACCACAGGUUGACUCCAAUCAAGUUGUAGAAACAUCUCAAAGAUGAUCAAUGGAAACAGGAUGCACCUGAGCUAAAUUGCUCAUAGCAAAGGGUCUGAAUACUUAUGUAAAUAAGACAUUUCUGUUUUUAAUUUAUAAUAGGUUUGCAAAAUUUUCUAAAAACCUGUUUUUCACUUUGUCAUUAUGGGGUAUUGUGUGUAGAUUGAUGAGGGGGAAAAAAUAUUUUAUCAAUUUUAGAAUAAGGCUGUAAAUUAACAAAAUGUGGAAAGAGUCAAGGGGUCUGAAUACUUUCCGAAUGCACUGUACACACAUAAACCAACCCAAACUAUGUAAAUUCAAUGCUACGAUUGAAGAAGAACACCCCUUCUUGUGUCCACGCCUUCUAGUGCAGUCAAUGUACGGGUGAACUUCAGUGUUCUAAUACAGUGCGCUGUCAACGAGAAGAUGGGAGUGAGUGAGCCCAUGAAGGGUCUUCUAUUCUACCUCUGCAUCUGUAGUCAUGUUUCUACUGUGGACGCGUGGGAACUCACCCUGCUUCAUACCAACGAUGUCCACGCAAGGGUUGAGGAGACGAGCAACAGCUACGGCAAAUGCACCAAGCCUCCGUGUUUUGCCGGGGUGGCAAGGAGGUUUACUAAAAUACAGGAGAUCCGGAACCGGGAGAAGAAUGUGAUGCUGCUGGAUGCAGGCGACCAAUUUCAGGGAACCGUUUGGUUUAAUGUAUAUAAGGGAGCCGAGGCCGCCUAUUUUAUGAAUAAACUUGGAUACGAUGCGAUGGUAAGCAGUUUACAUCAUUCCAGUAAAAUAUGAAUUAAUAUUAAUGUGGGCUACUGGAUCAUUUCAUAACGGAGGAUGCUCUCAGGGUGACCCCAUUUAAAAUACCCAACAGGAUGAUUUGGCAGGACAUUCUCGGGACAGUGUAUCACUAUUUCAAAAUAGGCCAUCAUCACUGUCAAUCGUGAAUGAUAAUACUUCACGUUUUACGGUGAAACGUCCAAACUGCAUCUGCAUGCCAGUGAUUUGAUCUAAAUCAGUUUCAUGGGAAAAUCUGCAUUUAGAAUUUUCGUGAGCAAAUUAGAGCAGAUGGUUUUAAACUAUAGAGCCUUCCAGUAUUUUGUUUCAAUAAAAGCACAUUCUGCUUAGUGGCGCGCGGAGUUGAGUUUUGGCCACAUUAUAAUUAUCUAGCUAACCAUCCUAGCAGUAACGUUAUACUAUACUAUUAUGUUUCUGAUAUGUAGAAUACUAAUUAAUCAUUAUGAUAUUCCAAGACAUUGAUUCAGCUUUGAUUAAACUUUACUAAAGGACCACUAUUGUGAGAAGUGGAGUGCUCUGCUGCACUGAACGAACGAGCUAUUUGAAGGGCACCAAGACUAGCCUACUCUUUUGCCUCGCGCAAAAUUUGGUGUGGCUGUUUUAUGUAAAUCUGAGAAUAUGUGGCAAAGGAAACAUUUUCUGGUUGGUGUGAGGGAAUGUAAAACAGUUAGGAAAGGAUACUUUUUAAAACGGGAUUGAGUGAAGUAGUGGCAAAUAUUUUGAAUGAUCAACUAAUUAGCAAUCCUCACAAGUUUGAAGAAAUUAACUUAUACAGUAUCUUUCGGUUUAUGCUAUUUACUUACUUUUGUAGCUCUUCGUCACAAAGCACGCUUUUUGUAAGUACUAUAGUUAGGCCUCGCUUUUUGUAAGUACUAUAGUUAGGCCUCGCUUUUUGUAAGUACUAUAGUUAGGCCUAACUGUCCUCUCCAAGUUUAGCUGGAAUUUAGCCCGGAAGGAUUUGAGAAAUGUGAUUGGUUGAUGAUAGACCUAUGACAUUGUCUGGCCUACGUCUCGUCUUGCACUACUCAGAAUAUCAGGAAUCAACAACGAUUGGAAAAGUCUCUAACAUUACCAGUACCACAUCUUUAUGAUAUACAGUACCAGUCAAAAGUUUGGACACACCUACUCAUUCCAUUUUUCUUAUUUUUACUGUUUCUACAUUGUAGAAUAAUAGUGAAGAUGUCAAAACUAUGAAAUAACACACAUGGAAUCACGUAGUAACCAAAAAAGUGUUAAACAAAUCAAAUUAUAUUUGAGAUUUUUCAAAGUAGCCACCCUUUGCCUUGAUGACAGAUUUGCACACUCUUGGCAUUCUCUCAACCAGCUUCAUGAGGUAGUCACCUGGAAUGCAUUUCAAUUAACAGGUGUGCCUUGUUAAAAGUUAAUUUGUGGAAUUUCUUUCCUUCUUAAUGCGUUUGAGCCAAUCAGUUGUGUUGUGACAAGGUAGGGGUGGUAUACAGAAGAUAGCCCUAUUUGGUAAAAUAGCAAGUUCAUAUUAUGGCAAGAACAGCUCAAAUAAGCAAAGAAAAACGACAGUCCAUCAUUAGUUUAGACAUGAAGGUCAGUCAAUCCGGAAAAUUUCAAGAACUUUUAAAGUUUCUUCAAAUGCAGUCGCAAAAACCAUCAAGCGCUAUGAUGAAACUGGCUCCUCAAAAGGAAGACCCAGAGUUACCUCUGCUGCAGAAGAUAAGUUCAUUAGAAUUACCAUCCUCAGAAAGUGGCAAUUAACUGCACCUCAGAUUGUAGCCCAGAUAAAUGCUUCACAGAGUUCAAGUAACAGACACAUCUCAACAUCAACUGUUCAGAGGAGACUGCAUGAAUCAGGCCUUCAUGGUCGAAUUGAUACAAAUAAACCACUACUAAAGGACACCAAUAAUAAGAAGAGACUUGCUUGGGCCAAGAAACACGAGCAAUGGACAAUAGACCGGUGGAAAUCUGUCCUUUGGUCCAAAUUUGAGAUUUCUGGUUCCAACAGCCGUGUCUUUGUGAGACGCAGAGUAGGUGAAUGGAUGAUCUCCACAUGUGUGGUUCCCACCGUGAUGCAUGGAGGAGGAGAUGUGGUGGUGCUACUUUGAAGAAUCUAAAAUAUAUUUUUUAUUUGUUUAACACUUCUUGGGUUACUACAUGAUUCCAUAUGUGUUAUUUCAUAGUUUUGAUAUCUUCACUAUUAUUCUGCAAUGUAGAAAAUAGUAAAAAUAAAGAAAAACCCUUGAAUGUGUCCAAACUUUUGACUGGUACUGUAUAUGUUUUUAUAAGUGCAAUGUGAGUGCAAGAGACAGGUUGGAAUAUCUGAAUGAAAUAUGGGACAAAUUGACAUUUUUUCUAAAUUGGUUUUUCUUGCUGAACAAGCUUGAGUAAUUGAAGGAAACACUUGUGUUUUGAACCAGUCUGUUGAUUUUAUCGUUCUUUUUGUGAGUGUACAUUUCUCCGUAGCUAAUUAUACGGCCCUCUCUGUAUUUAUCGGCUGUUGGCCUACUCGGUCCAAGUUUCAAGACAUGUUUGUACUGAGGCAAAUACAAUUUGACAGGACUGUGUUAAAUGAUGGCUGCCAUUUUAGUCACAGAAUGCUGAUGAAUUGUUCAGGAAUCACUUGGGAAAUGAUUCACGAUUCACAUGCUAUAAUAUGUUUUUAUAUUUUGUAUUAAGUAUUUUUUGUGGAAUUGAAUUUGUUGAUAAUAUGUUUGGUUGUGGGACGUGGGACAAAGGGCCAAAAUGCGGGAAUGUCCUACAUAUGUCCAGGACGUGGUCACCCUAUGUCAGUCAGUUUUCCUUGUUUUGCACUGGUCUUUGAGCUUUACACAGUUUUUAUAAUAUUAGACCUUUAAAACAUUGUAAACAUAUUUUCCACAUACAAUAUUGCAUGAUGGUUAGUCUAGGAUAUAUUUUCAUGUUUUUUUCCAAUCAUAUCUAAGAAAGUGAACUAGUAGAGAUCAAAUCACACUUUUAACCGACUAAACUCUUAGGCCCAGUGCAGUCAACUGCGAUUUCCCUUUGUUUUAUACAUAUUUCCACACUAUAAGGUUGGAAUAAUAUUGUGAAAAUGAUGAUAAUGCCCUUUUAGUGUAAGAGCUGUUUGAAAAGGCCGCCUGAAAUUUCUGCCAGUUUUGGUGGGGAUGGCGUUUUGGCCAUCCGUGGUGACAUCACCAUGCGGUAAAUUAGUUAAUUUAGUUGUCUUUCUUUUGAAUGCUCUGUUGAUGUGCUUCCCAAAGGGAACCCUAUUCCCUAUACCUCUCAAAUGCAACUCUGGACCUCAAAGCCAGUUCCACUGCAUUUUGUCAUUGUUCCCCUCUAAUCAGGGACAUAUUAAUACCUGGGACACCAGGUGUGUGCAAUUAAUUAUCAGGUAGAACAGAAAACCAGCAGGCUCCGGACCUCAUAGGGUAAGAGUUGAGUACCCCUGCCCUAUAUAGUGCACUACAUUUGACCAGGGCGCUUUGGUUAAAAGUAGUACACUAUAUAGAGAAUAAGAUGGUGCCAUUUGGGAUGCAUCCUUGGUGUGUAGAGAUAUAUUUUCCAUAGUUACUUUAGGGACAGGGUACUCCAUGGUGUAUUCAUCUGUGACGUACAAGGGACAGGUAGCUUGGAGCAAGGUGUCAAUGUAGUGGAGAAGACUAGCCCAGACAAAGGUCUUCAAUUCCCAGUGUGACACUGGCUGGGAAUAAUUGAAGCCAUAUUCAUAAUAUGGUCAGGAAGCCUAACCCAGGAGGACACUAAUUAGUCAUGUAUAAAACAAAUAACAAGAGAUGUGCAAUCACAGAUGUUAGUGGACAUGCACUAACAUAGCAAUUAGAUUAAGAAAAACAUUCGUUUAUCUAAUCUUAUCUAAUCUAAAAUGGACUUGGCAGCACAAUAACACCAGAACAGUAUGGUUGGUUGCACAUGUUGUUAACAGUGAAAUAUUGUGGAUGACCUUUGCCUUUGUUUGUAACUUUAUAGGCUCUGGGGAAUCAUGAGUUUGACAAUAAAGUGGAGGGACUUAUCAAGCCGUUUCUCCAGGAGGUAAAGUUCACAGUCCUCAGUGCUAACAUCAAAGCAGAUGACACACUUGCCCCACACAUCAGCGGUCUUUACUUCCCAUAUAAAAUAUUUGAUGUUGGCGCUCAGAAAGUGGGCGUGGUUGGAUACACUUCAAAGGAAACGCCUGCCCUGUCACAAACAGGUACAAUUAUGUUUUGACUUGAUGAAGGUUUUGAUUGAAGUUUUUGCUCCUCUACAUCCUCUCUCUUAAUGUAUCUUCCUCGUCUCCUCAACCUUCUAUUCAGCUUCAUUUAUUACAUUGUUAUUCAUAUUCAUGCCUUUGCUCCUCCUACUCUAGUCCCUCUCUCCUCACAAUAAUCCAUAUUGAUCGCUCUGUCCAGGUUGUUUCAUAUUUGCUUCCAAUAUUUAUACUAUGAUUUUAAGAAUGCCUUCCCUUAGAUCAGGGUUUCUCAAACUCGGUCCUCGGGUCCCCAAUGGGUGCACGUUUUGGUUUUUGCCCUAGCACUACACAGCUGAUUCAAACAAUCAACUAAUCGUCAAGCUUUGAUCAUUUGAAUCAGCUGUGUAGUGUUAGGGCAAAAACCAUAACAUGCACCCCUUGGGGUCCAGAGGACCGAGUUUGGGAAACUUUGCCCUAGAUACAUUUGAAUAAUUUCCCUGAUGUAAAAUGUAUUUUUGUUCCUCAUUCUGUUGCAGGACCUAACUUAGUGUUUGAGGAUGAGAUUGAUGCCCUUCAGCCCCAGGUCGACAAACUCAUCACCCUGGGGGUCAACAAGAUCAUCGCCCUCGGUCACUCUGGCUUCGUUACGGACAAAGAAAUAGCCAGAAGGGUGAAGGGUGUGGAUGUGGUCAUCGGAGGACACAGCAACACAUUUCUGUACACAGGUACGGUAUGCAUUAUGUUUGCCACAGACUACUUCUGUUUAAUAUCUACAAUCAUAGUAAUUUCAACCAGCCGGGUCUCUCUCUGAGCGUGGGGUCGAGGUUACAAUCAUAGUAGAGACUGUAUUUCUUCAGAACACCUUCAUUUGGUUAACUAUCAUACGUUUUUGUAAGGAAUUGUGGAGCCUACAGUUGAUUGAUUCCCGAACUGAACAUGCAUGUGUCCCUGGCUGUCUUCACAGUUUCCCCUCCUUACAAGUGAUCCAACAGUGAAAUCAAGUAACAAAAACAGACUUGAAAUAUAAUUGAAAGCGCCAGAGGUCUCACUCUAACCUCAGCACCAUAGAGACUACAAAACAACAAAGCAUGUUUUAUGUCCAACCAAAGCACAUAAAUUCUGCCUACAGUCCUGUCAAGGAAGAAGGCUUACUAAUAGCUCAACCAACAACCACACCAUACUAUUUUUGCUACACAGGCAGUAUAUUACUUUAUGCCUCAGCAGCUCUUGGUCCAUGAUUGAGACCAUCCACAUCCUUAGUUAGUGCAAUUUCAAAAAGCUGGAACAUUGAGUAUCUGCCACCUGUCUUACCUGCUGUCCGGUGAUGCCCAUCAUGGCCUUUCUCUUUGGGUGCGUCCUAAAUGGCACUCUAUUCCCUACAAAGGGAUUAGGGUGCCAUUUGGGAUGUAGCCCUAGUUAGCUUGCGCUGUGCUGAGCUUUUUCCACAGCAACAGCCAUGAUUCAUAUUGGUUAGAAUCAGUGUACUGGCUCGUUCCCAUGCCUGCAAGUUCAGUACCUACGCUAUGCUGCUUUUUUAAAGAGGACUCAGUGAUGGCUGUAAGGAUUCCCUUUGAAGUGAGGCCUACACUUUAGAACAGUUCACUAAAUCACAAACAGUAAGCCCUGUGUUCAGUAAUUCAGGCUGUAAAGUCAGUGUAUUUCAGGCUGAUGUGGUGGGAAAGUAAGAAUCCAAGAAGUCUAUGGCCUGGAUUAAUUCCAAGACACAUUAUAUAGCAGCUAAUUGAACCCCAGUCUAUAUCUUUAUGCAUUCAGUCAUUUAGGUGUUGUAAGGCUGUUUUCUUAAGCGUGAUUACAAUGCAACUGAUGAUUGAUAGAAAACCUUCAUUAAUUCCAUUGUUUACAUUCACUGUUUCGAUAGGAGAGAAACCUUCCUCCGAGGUCCCGGCGGGUCCCUACCCCCUCAUGGUGAAAUCAGAGGAUGGGCGGGACGUCCCUGUGGUGCAGGCCUUUGCUUUUGGGAAAUAUCUGGGUUACCUCAAGGUGACAUUUGACGAGGCUGGCAAUGUGGUCCAGUCCACAGGCAACCCUAUCCUGCUGGACAGCUCUGUACCAGAGGGUGAGUACAGUACUACUGAGUAACAUCAGGUGAAGUUGACAGUAAGUGCAUCCUACAUUUCACCUUAUUCUCUACAGUAUAUAGUGCAUUACUUUUUAACAGAGCCCUAUAGGCCCUUAUCAAAAGUAGUGUAGGAAAUAGGGUGCCAUUCUGGACCUACACAGUGAAAUGGACUUCCGAUUGCAUCAGCAGUGUAAGGGUUGGUGUGAGGUGUGACCCAGGUGCGGUGCAGGAUAGACAUUAGGCAGAGAUGGUGAAACAAGGAUCUUUACUGGUGGUUCCAAAACCAGGAUACAAAAUAACGGACUGGUCACAAAAAAAUUAAGGAGGAGCAAAUUGGUCUCCAAAAACAGGCUGACAGCAAACAUACAAAAUACUAACUAUGACUGAAAACAACAACAAUGAAACAGGGAGAACACUUCUCAAGCACCUGUACAUACAUCUCGCGAUCAGACACUGAUUAGUACUGUUUGGCAUCGAGAACUAGUAGAAGUUCUCGAUGUGAGGGCAUAAAUACACAGGUGAACAGGUAGACACAGGUGACACCGAUAAGAUAAUGAUUAGUCCAGACUGUGAGUGAGGAGGUGCCUAAGGUUGUCGGAGGAUGACACCUAGUGGGUCGCUCCAGAACUGCGACCCCCUCCUGUAACACAGCAUUGCUGUUAUCUUAUCCCUUAUGAAAUAAGUGUGCCAAUAACAAGUUUGGUUUUCUUGACUCUCUGUAUAGCAUGGUGAUACUUUCCUAUGUUUUGUAAUCAUUUCAAUGUCUGGUGGAGAACACUACUGAACACUACGGUGGACACAUACCGUUGACCUUCUAAUUCAGACUUUUAUUUCAUAUUUACUACUAAGAACUAAUUCAAUGAGAAUGCGUUUCACUGUGUCUUAAGCAUGAGUUCACUAUGUUACCAAUCUGCUAUUUAUUUGAAUUUUUUUUACGUCAAGACUACACCAGUUUCAGUACCACUAUCAAUAUCAUUAUUAUAUAUAAAAUUAUUUGACUUUUUAUAUUGUAUGGAGUAUAUAGUAGGGCCGUUCCAUGAAAUGAGGGCCUUUUGCGUCCCUUUGAUAUUAAGUAGAAAUUGUGCACCAAUAUUUAAUUUUAAAGCCUGUUAUAUUAAAUGAAGUGCACUUUAAUAUAGACACAUGGAUAAUUCAAUAAAUAUUAUUUGUAAUAUAAAUAAAGGCUUCCUAAAAUGCCAAAAUUCAGCAUUUGACAUGUCCCUCCGUCAAACCUGUCACUUUUAGGACGAUUUUAAUCCACUUAAUCCCAAAACUUCUCAGUUUCACUAUCAUUGUAAAGCCCUAGUUAUUUUUGUUUCUGAAGAUAAUUUUUUAUUUCAUGUGAUUAGUGAUUCAUUUACGUCUGUCCCUCAUUUUAAGGUGAACCCUGUUAGGUGAACUGAACUCUCGUUUUAAAAUGGUGAAACUCCUUUCCUUUUUAAAACAAACAUUGAACAGCUAAUAGUCAAAUCACAGUGUAAAAGCAGGUUCUACUCUUUUUGGCCAUUUUCUGGCCAACUGAGUGGGUUGAGCAUAACACGUCAACCUUGUUACCCAUAGCUAGACAGACUAGACAUUUUGUAUAUACACUGCUCAAAAAAAUAAAGGGAACACUUAAACAACACAAUGUAACUCCAAGUCAAUCACACUUCUGUGAAAUCAAACUGUCCACUUAGGAAGCAACACUGAUUGACAAUAAAUUUCACAUGCUGUUGUGCAAAUGGAAUAGACAACAGGUGGAAAUUAUAGGCAAUUAGCAAGACACCCCCAAUAAAGGACUGGUUUUGCAGGUGGUGACCACAGACCACUUCUCAGUUCCUAUGCUUCCUGGCUGAUGUUUUGGUCACUUUUGAAUGCUGACGGUGCUUUCACUCUAGUGGUAGCAUGAGACGGAGUCUACAACCCACACAAGUGGCUCAGGUAGUGCAGCUCAUCCAGGAUGGCACAUCAAUGCGAGCUGUGGCAAGGUUUGCUGUGUCUGUCAGCGUAGUGUCCAGAGCAUGGAGGCGCUACCAGGAGACAGGCCAGUACAUCAGGAGACGUGGAGGAGGCCGUAGGAGGGCAACAACCCAGCAGCAGGACUGCUACCUCCGCCUUUGUGCAAGGAGGAGCAGGAGGAGCACUGCCAGAGCCCUGCAUAAUGACCUCCAGCAGGCCACAAAUGUGCAUGUGUCUGCUCAAACGGUCAGAAACAGACUCCAUUAGGGUGGUAUGAGGGCCCGACGUCCACAGGUGGGGGUUGUGCUUACAGCCCAACACCGUGCAGGACGUUUGGCAUUUGCCAGAGAACACCAAGAUUGGCAAAUUCGCCACUGGCGCCCUGUGCUCUUCACAGAUGAAAGCAGGUUCACACUGAGCAUGUGACAGACGUGACAGAGUCUGGAGACGCCGUGGAGAAUGUUCUGCUGCCUGCAACAUCCUCCAGCAUGACCGGUUUGGCGGUGGGUCAGUCAUGGUGUGGGGUGGCAUUUCUUUGGGGGGCCGCACAGCCCUCCAUGUGCUCGCCAGAGGUAGCCUGACUGCCAUUAGGUACCGAGAUGAGAUCCUCAGACCCCUUGUGAGACCAUAUGCUGGUGCGGUUGGCCCUGGGUUCCUCCUAAUGCAAGACCUCAUGUGGCUGGAGUGUGUCAGCAGUUCCUGCAAGAGGAAGGCAUUGAUGCUAUGGACUGGCCCGCCCGUUCCCCAGACCUGAAUCCAAUUGAGCACAUCUGGGACAUCAUGUCUCGCUCCAUCCACCAACGCCACGUUGCACCACAGACUGUCCAGGAGUUGGCGGAUGCUUUAGUCCAGGUCUGGGAGGAGAUCCCUCAGGAGACCAUCCGCCACCUCAUCAGGAGCAUGCCCAGGCGUUGUAGGGAGGUCAUACAGGCACGUGGAGGCCACACACACUACUGAGCCUCAUUUUGACUUGUUUUAAGGACAUUACAUCAAAGUUGGAUCAGCCUGUAGUGUGGCUUUAAUUUUGAGGGUGACUCCAAAUCCAGACCUCCAUGGGUUGAUACAUUUGAUUUCCAUUGAUAAUUUUUGUGUGAUUUUGUCGUCAGCACAUUCAACUAUGUAAAGAAAAAAGUAUUUAAUAAGAUUAUUUCAUUCAUUCAGAUCUAGGAUGUGUUAUUUUAGUGUUACCUUUAUUUUUUUGAGCAGUGUAUAUCGUUUUGUGAAGCUUGCAUUCAAUUGCCACUCCCUGUUGCACACAACAAGCUUCCAUUGCCUGUGUCACGAGGUGCUUUAUGGCUGAUUUUAAGAUUAAAUCGUCAACACUGUUAAGGUCAACCCUAUUACAGUCAACCCUGUUACUUUAUUUGUCACUUACUAGGCACUUACAAUAGUACAUUUUUUUAUUUAACCUCUUGAGAUGGGAAAACAUGUUUUCUUAUUAAUUUUAACAUGUUCUUUAUGACCGAAUGUUAAAAUGAGGUGAAAUCAAGUAAUAUUUAGCCAAGUUACACUUCUCAAAAGGCACCGAAUCGACCCAGUAACUGCAUAUGAUUUCCUCGUCAGACCCCAGUAUUCUUGCUGAAGUAAACAAAUGGAAAAAGGCCCUGGCAAAUUACUCCUCCCAGUAUGUGGGGGAGACCCUGGUGUAUCUCAAUGGGACAUUUGAAGAAUGCAGGUUCCGAGAGUGCAACCUGGGAAACCUAAUCUGCGACGCUAUGGUGAGUUAGUAAUACCCAGGAAAGCUACCCAAACUUGGUACCUUUCGGUCAGUCUGUAGCCUACUGAUAACAUCCUGUUUUUUUGCUGUAGGUACACCACAACAUUAAAUAUGCAGAUGAGCUUCAGUGGAACCAUGUCAGCUCCUGCAUCCUCCAAGGGGGAUCAAUACGGUCAUCCAUAGAUGAACGCAGUCGAAAUGGUGAGUGUGUGUGUGCCUUUAUGGAGCCGUUUCCCAGACACAGAUUAAGCCUAAUCAUGGACAACCCAAAUAACUUCAAUGGAGAUUCUCCAUUGAGCUUGGUUUUUUGUCCAGGAAACCGGCCUUGUGUGUUUGAGAGAAUAAAUCCCAGCAUUGGCUGAGGCAAUGUGGAAACGGAGUGAAAUGUGACAUUUUUUUUAGGUUCCAUCACGAUGGAAGACCUGAUUGCUGUGUUGCCAUUUGGAGGCACCUAUGAUCUGGUGCAGCUGAAGGGCUCCACUCUGAGGAAGGCUUUUGAGCACUCCGUCAGGAGAUAUGGAGGGAACACAGGGGAAUUCCUUCAAGUAUCAGGUAUCAGACUGUUUAAUUUUAAUUGGUAAAAGGGUCACAAUAUGACAUCAACCAGUUGACAUCAGGCACUUGUCUCUAGUAGCUAUCUAUCUCCAAGAGCCUUUGCACCUACAUUGAAUUUACUCUAGUUUUUGUAACAUUUGUUUGCUUUUCCCUUUUAGUGUUUGGUCUCCAACUGUUUUGGACUGACUUUAUUUUCCUCAUAUGAUCUCAAUAGGAUUCCAUGUAGAGUAUGAUAUGUCAAGGCCCCCUGGGGAGCGUGCCAGGAGUAUCAGUGUGCUCUGUACGAACUGCCGGGUGCCUGUCUAUGAGCCACUGGACGACAGCAGGCUAUACAAGGUGGUCCUGCCCUCCUACCUGGUGGAAGGAGGAGACGGAUUCUCCAUGAUCAAAGAGGAGAAGCUAAAACACGAUAGUGGUGAGCGCAUAGAAUUGAAUAGAUUAGAACACUAUGGUUGUCUCCAAUGGCACCCUAUUCCCUGUAUAGUGCACCAGGAUUGCGGUCAAUUCCAGUCAAUUCAGAAAGUAAACCACCAAAUUCCAAUUCCAAAUUUUCCUCAUAGAACAGCAUUGGAAGAGAACUGGAAUUGAAAUUAGAACUUCAGUGUACUUCCUGAAUUGUCCAGAAUUGAAAUGCAAUUGACCCCAACCCUGUAGUCCACUACUUUUGACCAGAGCCCUGGUCAAAAGUACUGCACUAAAUAAGGAAUAGGCCAGGGUGCCAUUUGGGAUGCAGACAAUGCAUCUCUAGGGAUGAGCUCACAGACUCAUAACUUCCUUAUGAACAGGAACCCCUUGGGCAUUUUCUGUUGCACUGUGGUUGCACAACUAUUACUUAUCAGAUCAAAGUUGUUGGUUGACCAGUUCAUGGGGGUUGAAAAAAUUUAGUUUCUCUUACAGGUGACAUGGACAUUUCAGUGGUGGCCAGCUACAUUACUGAGACGAAGAAGGUGCAUCCAGCUGUAGAAGGACGUAUCAAGAUUUCCAACUCAAAUUCAGGAGGACCUGGACACACAACUCUGUUAAUCCUGCUGGGUCUGGUGAUGGCUCUGUCUGGGAGCCUAUGAGAUUCCUGCUGCAACACUAGCUCGCCAUCGGAUGUGUUCUUCUCACCAACUCAGCAUCCAAGGGAAGUUCUCAAUUCUAGUUAGUCUAGUGAGAGGUCAAAUUUAAAGGACAUUGUUCAUGGAUAUUUCUCCAAUGCGCUUAGAUAUUUCUAUAUAAAUACUGCAGCUUGAUAUGCACUGUAAAUGAUGCACUGUACUUCUCUAAACACAGGUUUUGUUUUGUCAAGUCUCAUGUACAGGAACUGCUGUCAAGCUCUUGCUCAGAAAUUCUGUUAUAUAAUAAUAGUCCCUCAGAGUACCAACAUAAGCAAACUUCAACAGAGAUGGAAACAGAUGACCACUGCCUGUUUUUAAUGUGUGCACUGGGCAGAGUAUGCUUAACCAGCAUUAGUUUAUGGGAGAAGAUAUACAAACACCGAGCUCUAUAAUAGCUUUGUAAAUGUUUUAAAGCUCUUUUGGACCAGAGAGGUAUCUCGCAAGGAGAUAAACAAGUUGGUGAUCAACCUUUUGUAAACAUUUAGAGACAAUUCUUUACAAGGCAAGGUAGCGACUUUUCUAUGGUCAUGAAUCCUAUACCUGGUUUCACUCUAUACUGUCGUUUUUGAUAGGAUGGUAGAAAAUCUGAUUUGGACUGUACUAGAGUUGGUUAGCUUGUUUCGUCAAAUACCUGUUUAUUCUAGAGAAAUACAUUGAGAACCAAAGAGGUCAUGUAAAUGGAGCUUUUCUCCGAGUUGUAAUUUGUAAAUAGCCUAUGAUAAAUGUGAAAUGUAAUGUUUUAUAUUUGGCGUAGUUGUGAUAUUGAAAUAAGCUUGGUAGUAGUACAUUAUACAGAUGUGUACCAAAAGCGUCAACGUUAGAAAAAUAAAUGAACAAACGGUUAUUUUCAUUUUUUUUUUGUCUAGUAGCUAUUUCUGCAUAUAACUGAUCAACUAACAAUUCAACAGUGAUUUAAAAGCCGACAUUGAACUGACUCUC